AAACUUUGUUCCUUCCGCCAUUUUGCUCCGUGCGAGAAGGGCUCAUUUUUCUCUAUCAUUUGAGGCGAAAUUCAUCUGAUUUCAACGCUACAGCAGCCAGGCAACGUUUCAGUCAUAUAGGCUGGGCCAAGCAGUGGAAGAACCAUUGAAGAAAAGACCAUCGUGUAUUCUGGAGGACGAGACUAGCAACAGAGAACGAAACAGGCACGAGAGGGCAACAGGACAAGGAAAAGGAAACUCUGCUCAAGGAGGCGUGUGGUAUUGAUCCUCAACCAACCGACAAGGUUCGGUCAUUACAGAUAUACGUGCUGCAAAAUCAUCCAGGACAGAUGGAAGGGCAAAGAGCCGAGGAUGCUUUAGAUGCUGUGUUGGCUACAUCCCACAGCUGCGACCAUUGCGGAUAUAGGGCGGCUUACAAAUCUCAGCUGACGAGACAUAUGAGAAAACAUACGGGUGAGACACAUGGUGAAAAGGACUUUAUGUGUGGGGAAUGCGGAUACAGGGCGGCUUACAAGUCUCAGCUGACUAGGCAUAUGAGAAAACAUACGGGUGAGAAACCCUUUAAGUGCGACCAGUGUGACUAUUCUGCUGCACUGAAAGGCAGUUUAAUCUACCAUAUGAGAAAGCAUAAAGGUAAGAAGUCCUACAAAUGUGACCGGUACGACUACUCUACUGCAGAUAAAUCUCAUUUGGACCAACAUGUGGCUAAGUACAGAGUUGAAAAACCAAACAAAUGUGACCAGAAUGAUUACUCCGUUGCAAAAACAUCUCAUUUGGACCAACAUAUGGCUGAACAAACAGUUGAAAAACAGUUCAUGUGUGGACGGUGUGGGUACAAGACUGAUAACAGGUUUCACCUAUCUGAACAUAUGAAAAAACAUACAGGUUGGAAACCUUUUAAAUGUAACCAGUGCGACUAUUCUGCUGCACAAAAGUGGGCUUUUGACUGCCACAUGGCUAAGCACAAAGGUGAAAAACCCUACAUGUGUGGAGAGUGCGGGUACAGGACGGAAUACAGGUAUAGCCUAACCCAACAUAUGAGAAAACAUACAGGUGAAAAACCCUACAAAUGUGACAUGUGUGACUAUUCUGCUGCACACGGAUACAGUCUUCAACUGCACAAGGAAAAACACACUAGUUAAAUACCAUGUGUGGGGUGUGUGGGUACAGUAAUCUCCAAGCAGAUCCUACAGUAGCAUAAGAUAAUAUCAAAACCUAAACUUUUGCCCAUGAUGCUAAUAUUUCAUUAUAGGUACUGAAAGAUAUAUGUAUAGCAUAGAGAACUUGUAAACAUCCCUGGAUGUAUUUGCACAUCUGUACGUUUCAGUGCGGAAAUACGCCCAUGUCUUGAAAUUUAAAUUCUUGAAUGCCCUCGUGUAGCUUUAUUGCCAGUGCGUUGUAGCUGGCCAUGUUCAAGAAGCAAUAAAAAUAUUAAAAUGAAAUAACCUUAAUUAAAAAUACUAGUUUAUUCUUGUUUGCUUGUCUUUCCAUAGGCAUAUUUCACAUUGCUGAUCCAUUGUUGUAGACUUAGAAUAAACCUACGGCAGUUUCCGUAGUGUUUUGUUUUUGUGACGUGGGACUUUUGCAUGUAUUUUUCUUGUUUGAGCAAAAGCUAUCUGAUUUUUUGUGAAAUAGAGGGAAAGAGAGAAUAGGGGAGACGGAAAUAAAACCAAGCGAAGAUGAUUAAUAGCAACACAUUGUGGUUAGCGUGACAAUGUAGUCUGUCUCGCUA
Branchiostoma floridae (Florida lancelet) is the source of this 1732-nucleotide messenger RNA. RefSeq names its product oocyte zinc finger protein XlCOF19-like. Lineage: Eukaryota; Metazoa; Chordata; Leptocardii; Amphioxiformes; Branchiostomatidae. The transcript has 2 exons. The record is from RefSeq and is a predicted model, not a curated record. The coding region runs from base 330 to 1142 and encodes 270 amino acids. Gene Ontology annotation, cellular component: nucleus. Gene Ontology annotation, molecular function: DNA-binding transcription factor activity, RNA polymerase II-specific; RNA polymerase II transcription regulatory region sequence-specific DNA binding. Gene Ontology annotation, biological process: regulation of transcription by RNA polymerase II.